Molecule: messenger RNA, 1506 nt
Organism: Lathyrus oleraceus (garden pea)
Lineage: Eukaryota; Viridiplantae; Streptophyta; Magnoliopsida; Fabales; Fabaceae
Product: glycolate oxidase 1
Exons: 12
Coding region: 135-1241 (368 amino acids)
Cellular component (GO): peroxisome
Molecular function (GO): (S)-2-hydroxy-acid oxidase activity; FMN binding
Source: RefSeq, a predicted model, not a curated record
AUUUUUUUUCUUCUCAGUUAAUUCCACUUUAUUUCUAGCUGUAUAAAAUAUAAUAUGCAUAUGAAUAACAGAAAUUGAACUGUUUAUAUUCCUGCAAAUACUGAUCAACUGGAAAAAUAACAAAAAUUGGGAAGAUGGAUUUGAUUACUAAUGUGAACGAGUUCGAAGCAAUUGCGAAGCAGAAAUUGCCAAAAAUGGUUUAUGACUACUAUGCAUCAGGAGCUGAGGAUCAAUGGACUUUGAAAGAGAACCAAAAUGCAUUCUCAAGAAUCCUGUUCAGGCCGCGAAUUCUAAUGGAUGUAAGCAAGAUAGAUUUGAAAACUAAUGUGUUAGGCUUCGGUGUAUCAAUGCCUAUUAUGGUUGCUCCUUCAGGCAUGCAAAAGAUGGCUCACCCUGAAGGAGAGUAUGCUACUGCUAGGGCAGCUUCAGCAGCUGGCACAAUCAUGACACUAUCCUCAAUGGCUAAUUCCAGUGUCGAGGAGGUUGCUUCAUCCGGAGAUGGCAUUCGCUUUUUCCAACUAUAUGUGGUUAAAGACAGAAAUGUGGCUGCUCAGCUUGUGAGAAGAGCUGAAUCUGCUGGUUUCAAGGCAAUUGUGCUUACCGUGGACACUCCAAUUCUUGGUCGCAGGGAGGCUGAUAUUAAAAACAGAUUUACAAUGCCACCACACCUUGUAUUGAAAAACUUUGAAGGGUUGAAUCUUGGAAAGCUGGAUAAGACGAAUGAUUCCGGUCUAGCGUCUUAUGUUGCUAGUCAAAUUGACCGCUCACUCAGCUGGAAGGAUGUGAAAUGGCUUCAAUCAAUCACCUCAUUGCCAAUUUUAGUGAAGGGUGUACUUACUGCUGAAGAUACAAAGUUAGCUAUACAAGCUGGAGUUGCUGGAAUCAUUGUCUCCAAUCACGGUGCUCGCCAACUUGACUAUGUCCCUGCGACUAUUAUGGCUUUAGAAGAGGUUGUGAAAGCAGCAGCCGGAAAAUUUCCGGUUUUUCUGGACGGCGGAGUCCGUAGAGGGACAGAUGUUUUUAAAGCACUAGCUCUCGGAGCAUCUGGUGUAUUUAUUGGACGACCUGUGGUGUUCUCAUUGGCUGCUGAUGGCGAAGCUGGUGUAAGGAAAAUGCUUCAGAUACUCCGUGAUGAGUUUGAACUAACUAUGGCGCUAUGUGGUUGUCAUUCACUGAAGGAGAUUACUCGCGACCACGUUGUCACAGAGUGGGACCUCCCAAGAAUUGCUCCUAGGCUAUGAAAUUACAGAACUAUGCGAUGAGGUGUCAUUGAAAUAAUUUAGGGUUCUGUUUUAAUAAGUUGUAAUAGAUUGGAAUAGGAAAGAAUGUAACUACAUUAGUUGGAAUGUUUUGGGUUCCUACCAGCUCAUUGUGACCCUGACUGGUAUUGUGGUGCUUUUGAGCAUUGUAUUGCAACUUCACAAAUACACUCUUAGAUAGACAAAUAAUGUAAUGUUGCAGACAAUUUUCCAAAAUGACAGCAAAUUCGGAAUUAUCUACUCUUCA